UCCUAAGUCCUAACUAAAUUCAGAGUACGACUUGGUACAUCUUUAGACAGAGACAGAGACAGAGACAGAGAGAGAGAGAGAGAGAGAGAGAAAGUGGAGAUGUGUCAUAGACGGUGGUGUGAACUCUGAGAAAGAGCUGAUGAAACAUUGAAGAAACCUCCUUCUGUACAUUCAUUUUCUUCUGAAAAAGGUUCAGGAAGUUUCAUUUGUUGAUUUUGGAAAGCAGUUUCUGUUUUCCUUUGGGAUCAUUCAAUUUGAGGACUGGGUUUUGCUUGAUUUGAAGGGGAAAGAAAGAUCGAACUUCUGUAUCUUGGUGAUUGCGGAGCAAGAUGCAUGGGAUAUCAUGCCUUGAAAGGAACCAGUGACCAUGUAAAUAUGAAGCAGUGACCCUAUUAAUAUGGAUCUCAAUGAGGAAAGCUCCAGAUUCGGAUCGUUACGCAACACGACUUUAAGGACUCUAUCAUCUUCCUCGUCAGCAUUCUUUUCUGCGAAUCAAUCACCCUUUUUCUCCCCAAGAUCACCAGUUUGUCAAAUACCGACACGUUCUGACAUUCCACGUGGCAUUCCCAAGAGAGGUGUUGAUUCCGUGAAUCCCAAUUUAGGAAUUCCAAACCUCGAAUCGCAGGAAAAUAUCAGAUUUCCCUCUUCAGACGUUUCAUCUGUCCCUGCUGCAUCUACUUCGAGUAACUAUUGGAAGUUGGACCAUGUUCCUUCCUCAACUGGCAUUUCAAACAACACCCUGUCUUGUUAUGGUAAUGAGUAUUUCAAGCACAGAGAAAAGAAGAAAAAGAUUGGGAGAAUCCAUGGUACUUCAUACACUCAGGCUCCAACUUCAUUUUCCUCUAACAGACUAACGAGCUGUGAUGUGUACAUAGGUUUUCACGGUCAGAAACCGUUACUAAUGAGAUUUACUGAUUGGCUUCGUGGGGAGUUGGAAGUUCAAGGGUUCAGUUGUUUUGUUACAGACAGAGCUAGGUGUAGGAACAGUCGGAAACAUGGAAUUGUUGAGAGGGCAAUGGAUGCAUGUACUUUUGGAGUUGUGAUCUUAACCAGGAAAUCCUUAAAGAAUCCCUAUACUGUCGAGGAGCUACUAUUUUUCUCAGGCAAGAAUAAUUUGGUUCCAGUGUAUUUUGAUUUGGGUCCGGAUGAUUGCCUCGUGAGGGACAUAGUUGAGAGAAGGGGGGAGUUAUGGGAAAAGCACGGGGGAGAACUCUGGCUUCUAUAUGGAGGAAGUGAGAAGGAAUGGAAAGAUGCUGUUAGUGCCCUCUCUCGUGUCGAUGAGUGGAAACUAGAGGCUCAUGAUGGUAACUGGAGAGAUUGUAUCCUGCGGACUGUUACCAUUUUGGCAAUGAGGUUGGGAAGGAGAAGUGUUGUGGAUAGAUUAGCCAAAUGGAAAGAAAAGGUGGAAAAGGAGGAAUUUCCUUUCCCUCGAAAUGAGAAUUUCAUCGGCAGAAAGAAGGAACUUUCCGAGCUGGAGUUUAUGCUCUUUGGUGAUGUUAGUGGAGAUGCUGAAACGGAUUACUUUGAACUCAAGACCAAGGCCAAGCGUAGGCGAAAGAAUGUUACGAUUAGUUGGGGUAGGAGCAGUUCUGCAGAGGAAAGAUGGAGAGAACGACAAACUGAGAGUGGUAAAAGGAAGGGAAAAGAACCAGUUGUGUGGAAAGAGUCUGAAAAGGAGAUAGAGAUGCAAAGUACUGAAGAUCAGCACCAACCACCAAAACUAAAGAGUGGUGGAAGGCAGAGAAGAAGAUCGAUCAAAGUUGUGUACGGAAAAGGUAUUGCUUGUGUAUCGGGAGAAUCGGGAAUUGGCAAGACAGAACUACUUCUUGAGUUUGCAUAUCGAUUCCACCAGAGGUAUAAGAUGGUUCUGUGGGUAGGAGGGGAGAGCCGAUACAUCCGCCAAAAUUAUUUGAACCUCUGGCCAUUCCUAGAGGUUGAUGUCGGGGUAGAGCGUGGCUUGGAGAAAAGCAGGAUCAAGAGCUUUGAAGAGCAGGAAGACUCGGCCAUAGCAAGAGUUCGAAAAGAGCUUAUGCGAAACAUUCCAUUUUUAGUGGUGAUUGAUAAUUUGGAGAGUGAAAAGGAUUGGUGGGACCAAAAACUCAUAAUGGAUCUUCUUCCCCGUUUCGGAGGAGAAACGCACAUUCUUAUAUCUACGCGUCUCCCUCGUGUAAUGAAUCUAGAGCCUUUAAAACUUUCUUACUUGUCUAGUUUCGAGGCAAUGUCGUUAAUGCAGGGAACUGUUAAGGAUUACCCAAUCACAGAGAUAGAUGCUCUUCGGGUUAUUGAAGAGAAACUUGGAAGACUUACCUUGGGCAUUGCCAUUGUUGGAGCAAUUCUCUCUGAGCUUCCCAUAAAUCCUAGUAGACUAUUGGACACCAUUAACCGAAUGCCUUCGAGGGACUUAACAAGGAGUGGUAGGGAAACUCAUUCAUCGAGAAGAAAUAACUUCCUUUUGCAGCUCAUUGAGGUUUGUUUCUCAAUAUUUGACCAUUCGGAUGGCCCAAGGAGUUUGGCAACUAGAAUGGUGCUUGCAAGUGGUUGGUUUGCACCAGCAACCAUUCCAAUUUCUCUGUUAGCUCUGGCUGCUCAGAAGAUACCCAAAAAACACCGUCGUACCAGGUUAUGGAAAAAGUUUUUUCGCUCCCUGACUUGUGGGUUUAGAUCAUCGUACAGUAAGAGAUCAGAAGCAGAAGCAUCUUCAAUGUUGUUACGAUUCAAUAUUGCGAGAAAUUGUACGAAGGAGGGGCAUAUCCAGUUGAAUGAAAUGAUCAAGACAUAUGUGCGAAAGAGAGGAGUCACAGGAGUUGCACAGGCCAUGGUACAAGCUGUUCUUACCAGCGGAUCUAUUCCCCACCAUAAUGAACACAUAUGGGCAGCAUGUUUUCUGCUGUUUGGAUUCGGGAACGGCCCAGUUACUGUUGAGCUGAAGGUGUCCGAAUUGUUGUUUCUUGUAAAAGAAGUGAUAUUAUCACUCGCUAUCAGGACAUUCAUUACUUUCUCGCGGUGUAGCGCUGCUUUAGAGCUCCUUCGCCUCUGCACAAAUGCAUUGGAAGCGGCAGAUGAAGCAUUUGUUACCCCAGUUGAAAAGUUGUUGGACAAAUCGCUGUGUUGGAAACCCAUUCAGACAAGUGCCCAGUUAAAUCCUUGCCUUUGGCAGGAGCUAGCACUAGCAAGGGCCACCGUGCUUGAAACCCGGGCGAAGUUGAUGCUAAGAGGAGGACAGUUCGACAUAGGGGAUGAUCUGAUUAGGAAGGCAAUUUUCGUAAGAACUUCAAUCUGCGGAGAGGAUCAUCCAGAUACCGUUUCUGCUCGUGAAACUCUGGCCAAACUCACUCGACUUCUUGCCAAUGUUCAAAUUCAUACUUCGCCAUAGAUUUGUUUUCCUUUCAUUUUCCCCUUUUGGUAAGCAGAGUUUACAUUAGAAUCAUACAAAGCUUCAGAAUAAGACUAAUUUAGACAGUUGAAUGGAGAACUUGUUCAUACCAAUUUUGAUAUUGAUGAGAUCACUUCAGUUUCCA
Molecule: messenger RNA, 3518 nt
Organism: Rhododendron vialii
Lineage: Eukaryota; Viridiplantae; Streptophyta; Magnoliopsida; Ericales; Ericaceae
Exons: 3
Coding region: 398-3373 (991 amino acids)
Biological process (GO): recombinational repair
Molecular function (GO): ATP hydrolysis activity
Source: RefSeq, a predicted model, not a curated record